Molecule: messenger RNA, 1578 nt
Organism: Aspergillus homomorphus CBS 101889
Lineage: Eukaryota; Fungi; Ascomycota; Eurotiomycetes; Eurotiales; Aspergillaceae
Product: extracellular serine rich protein
Exons: 3
Coding region: 1-1578 (525 amino acids)
Source: RefSeq, a predicted model, not a curated record
AUGCCAUCGCACCGCCCAGCACUUACCAAGCCUAUUGUCGUUGAAUCGAGACACACAUACACCGGUGCACCGGUGCACUCAUUGAACAUAAUGCGCACAAUCCUGCUGCUUUCCACGAUCACCCUCGCGACGGCUACAACAGACAAGGCCCUGGGAUAUCUGCAAUGCGCCUCUGCAAUCGCUCGCUCCUACCACGGUCCGCAAUGCUCGUCCCCCUCGGCGCUGGACUGCUUCUGCAAUUCGCCUUUUGAUCCUUCCGCGCUGGACCAGGCUACUCUGGAUGAUUGUGCCAGCGAGGGUGUUGAAACGCAGGAUAUCCCCAGCUACAUCUGCAACGAUGCCAACGUGCCCGUGUCGCCUCGGAAGGGCAGUACCCCAAUGGUGCGCAUCGGCGUCAUCGAAGAUAGCGGCAGCAGCAACAGCAGCAGCACAGCUAUCCCGGCCCUUCAAAGAGGCAGCCACCCCAUGGUCCGCGUAGGCACGACAAAAGAGAUCAACAACAUCGACCUGAACACAAGCAUCAGCCCAAUGACCCCCAGCAGCACGGCAAUCAGCCCAGCGGCCCACAGAGGCAGCGCACCGAUGGCCCGCGUCGGCGACAUCAAAGCCAGCAGCAGCAGCAGCAUGGCAACCCCCAGCCCCAGCCCCAGCCCCAAGGCCAGCGACACAGCCGCUCCACGAAGAAACAGCCUCCCAAUGGCCCGAGUCGGCACGAUUGCCACCAACAACAACACCCUGAAACCGCGAGCCUACACACCAAACCUCCACCCGAACCCGCUCCCUCUGCCCGAGAACCUCCCCCUCCCAACAGACGAUAGCCCACCCCCCUCCCCAUUCCUCCCUGCUACCGCCGAGCAAGAAGAGAAAAAUAUCCCGCUGCCGCUGGACACCUUCUCCCCAUCACCCCCACACACACCCCUCUCGAACCCAGACGAAACCCCAGAAACCCACACAACCACGACCCCCCUUUCAAACGAGAUCCAAGAUCAAGACCAAGACCAAGACCAAGACCAAGACCAAGACAAAAAUCAAGAUCAAGUAAUCUACGACCUCACAACCGCCCAAACAACAGACUGCGCCUGCUCCAGCACCAGCACCAGCACCAGCAUCAGCGCCGCAACAGCGACAGCGACAGCAACAGCAACACCCUAUCACGUAGCCCCCGCGCCUCAAAACAAUCCCCCCGCUCUCGCAACAGAAACACAGGAAAGCACAAGCGAGAGCCCGACAUCCUCCCCAUCCAGCACGACCAAUACAGAAGUUGAGAGGGGAACGAGUCCAGCCGCAACGUCGGACGCCCCCGCCACAUCCUCCACACUCACCAGCACAAUGACCACCAUCGCUGAUAAGAGUACCUCCGUGCCCACCUCCUCAGUACUAAAGGUCGUGACGGUUGCGGCUUCGAGCACGAGCACCAACACUAACACCGAGUUCGCGACGUCGACGGGGAGGGGGCAGCCUGGGUUACAGACUGGGGGGUUGUUUGAGGGUGGUGCGGCGGGGAGGAGGGGGGGUGAUGCUUGGUUGGUGGUUGUGGUUGUUCUUGGGGUUGUAGGGUUUGAGCUGGUUUUCAUUUGA